CUCAUGAAAUGAAACCAUUGCAUCCAAAAGCACAAAGAAGAGUAAGCCAGGGCAGUCUUGGUUCUGAGAAUGUGAUGAAUAUGGAUCAGUGGGAUGUGACCCAGUUAGAUAUUUUACAUAACUCCUCUUCUACUGCCACUGAACGCAGUUCUUCUGUUUCUGAGGACUCUGCCCAGACAAAUACUGCUGAUCUGCACCUGGGUGGAGCUUCUAACAAGAUAAAGAACUCUGGUAAAGAAAAGAAGCAACUCUCAGAGAGAGAUACAUGGUGGAUGUACUCAUUUAGGGAAUCUCCUUCUCCAGGAGCUUAUGAAGUACGGGAUUUUCUCCAGGAUGCACAACUAAAUCCUGUAAAACCAAGUUAUAACUUUAAAGGACAAGGCAGAAAAAAGAAGCCAGACACGGGACCCUCAGGAGAAAUGCUUUUGCCAGGGUGCUACAAUAUACCGAAUUUUCUUUCUUUUUCUAAAAAGCUUCCAAUUUCCUCUUCAUUCAAGAAUACAUCAAGACAGAUUGCAGUGGUUGGCUGCAAAGAUAAGGAAAUUAACACUGAUCCAUGUCAGUAUGACCUCUCUGCACAACCAAUAAAAUAUUUUUCUUGCAAGCAAUUUAUGUUUCGGUCUACAGUUAAGAGAUUUCCAUCAGCAUGCUUUGCCCCUAAAGAUGGACCAGGACCAGGCGAUUAUCAUCUGAAAAAUGAUCCUUCUGGUGGUAUCUCAUCUUCUUUCAAGUCAAAAGUGCCAAGAUUUGUACCAUUUAUUAUUAAAACUCCUGGCCCUGGAACAUAUGAACCAAUGCGACAACUUCCAAAACUACCACCCACAGUUACAAAAAUGGGUCGUUUGCAUGGCAUUUUCUUCAGAAAUUCUUUUGAAUUUUAAAUUGGGAGUUUGGGUAAAAUAAUAAAAACUUCACUUUUAUUUGUUCA
Molecule: messenger RNA, 928 nt
Organism: Bombina bombina (fire-bellied toad)
Lineage: Eukaryota; Metazoa; Chordata; Amphibia; Anura; Bombinatoridae
Gene: STPG4
Product: sperm-tail PG-rich repeat containing 4
Exons: 7
Coding region: 9-881 (290 amino acids)
Biological process (GO): epigenetic programing of male pronucleus
Cellular component (GO): male pronucleus; female pronucleus; germinal vesicle
Molecular function (GO): chromatin binding; histone binding
Source: RefSeq, a predicted model, not a curated record